AUGGCUGCUCAGCGUCACCACCUGAGAGUUUUUCGACCACGAAAAGAUGUAUUUAAUGAGUAUAAUGAUACUGAAUUGAUAUCUCGGUACCGCCUGGACAGUGGUGGCAUGAGGUUUGUGACCGAUUUGGUGAGAAAUAAGCUAACGUCUCCAACCAAGCGGAAUAUGGCCAUAGACGCUGACAGCAAAGUUGCAAUUACCCUUCGGUACCUUGCCACAGGAAAAAUGCAACUUUGCAACGGAGAAGACUUUGGAAUAAGUCAACCCUCAGUUAGCAAUGUCAUCACAGAGACUUUAAAUGCCUUUUGUAAACCACAACUUAUUGGCCGUUUCAUGAGAAUGCCUAUAAAUUGUCGCCAUCAACGCCAUCAACGCCAGUUUCAUGCCAUUGGUGGAUUCCCGGGUGUCGUAGGGGUUAUAGACGGCACCCAUGUGAAGAUAAUUGCACCAACCGAGCAUGAGAAUGAAUAUGUUAACAGGAAGAACUUCCAUUCGUUGAAUGUUCAGGUGGUUUUGAUUACGACGACAGAAUCUCCGACAUAG
Haliotis rubra (blacklip abalone) is the source of this 543-nucleotide messenger RNA. Its product is annotated as putative nuclease HARBI1. The coding region runs from base 1 to 543 and encodes 180 amino acids. The record is from RefSeq and is a predicted model, not a curated record. The transcript has a single exon. NCBI's taxonomy places the organism in Eukaryota, Metazoa, Mollusca, Gastropoda, Lepetellida, Haliotidae.